AUGCCUCCAGCAAAACCGCUACCUUAUCCGGACGAUUUUUCCAGCGCGGAUCAAUACGUCGACUCCUUGUUGCACUUCGCAACCACAUCGACUCUUUUCCAAACCCUAUGCGGAGGCGUUCAUAUCCUCGAUUUCUUUAUCGAGAGCCCUACUCUGUAUCAUAACAUUCUUCCUGAAGAAUGGCGUGGCUGGUUGCUAGAUUGUCCCGAGAUGGAUCUUCUUGAUUUGCUUCUGCGCGAUGAUCUCUCUUUACCACGUGAUAAUCCACCCCCAGAAUCAUUCAUUAAAUAUAUUCGAGAGAUUCGGAAACAUUCUCUGCUCAGGGGCGUGGAGAGGAAAAAUUUUAGUACGAAGAAAUUACCAAAGCAUGUGGCUGUAGGUAUGAUUCCGAAAAAGGUGCACGAGGUGACGAAUUUUGCGGAUUAUGUGGUUCGGGUUGCGGAUUCGGUCAAGGAGGAGAGUGGGAAGGAAAUUACCCAUUUUGUUGAUUUUGGGAGUGGUCAGAAUUAUUUGGGGAGGGCUCUUGCCAGUCCGCCGUGGAAUCGGUGGAUUGUGGCCGUGGAGAGUAAGGGGGGGAAUAUUGAAGGCGCGAAAAAUAUGGAUAUUUUAGCGGGGAUGGCGGAGAGGGAAAAGGUUAUGAGGAAUAAGAAGGUUUUUAGGGAGAAGAUUAUGGGAGAGGUGGGGAAGACUAAGAGGAAUGUGGGAAAGAUGGAUAGGGAUGAAGAGGCGGACUUAAGACCGGCGAGGAAUUUGCAGACGAUUUAUACGCCCAGCGAUGGGAAGGGGUAUAUUCAGUAUGUGGAACAUCGAGUUGAAGAUGGAGAUUUAUCAGACGUAGUAUCUCAAAUUGAGAAACUGAAAACUUCUGCCCCAGAAGAAAAUCUCAACAUCAUCUCCGAACCCGGUUCUACGACUUCAACUGCGGAGGAAAUCAUAUCACGCGUUUCAGGAGCGAUAACCCCGGAAACAAACCUCAUGGCUAUAUCGAUCCAUUCCUGCGGUAAUCUCUCGCACCAUGGCAUCCGCUCUCUUCUACUCAAUCCUUCUGUACACGCUAUUGCUAUUGUAGGCUGCUGCUAUAAUCUUCUAUCUGAACGCCUCACUUUACCGUCCUUCAAACAUCCUUUACUCCGCCCCAAUCUCCGCGCUGUCAAUCUUCCCACUCCUUCUCCCUCUUCCUCUCCCGCAUCAGCUGAUCCCCAUGGCUUUCCUAUGUCCAAUCGCCUGGCUACAUACAACGAAACAGGUAUUACCCUCAACAUCACCUCGCGCAUGAUGGGCGUCCAAGCACCCGCCAAUUGGACAGCUAAAGAUAGCGAGUCCUUCUUCACACGGCACUUCUACCGCGCUUUACUACAGAAACUCUUUUUAGACUAUGGAGUCGUCCAAGCGAUUCCAUUGGAUACUUCAGACCAUCCCAAACAACCUUCUUCAUGCACGUCCCCAGAAUGCGGCGGAUGCGAAAAAGAAGAAAAAAGCAUCACCACAACCCCUAUAAUCAUCGGCUCCCUCCGCAAAACAUGCUACACAUCAUUCACCACCUAUGUCCGCGGCGCCAUUCAAAAACUAACCAACACCCCAUCUCCAUCCUCAUCAUCCACCUCACCAGAUACAUCCACACCUACACCCACACCCACACCCCAAGCACCCCUCACCCCCCGCACCGACAUCUCGACGCUAAUCCACACCAAACUCGACCGUCUAACCGAUCACGACAUAGAGACAUACGAAGCGCGCUACUCAGCUUGCAGAAAAGAACUUAGUAUCAUGUGGUCAUUAAUGGCUUUUAGUGCGGGAGUGGUAGAAUCGAUGAUUGUGACGGAUAGGUAUUUAUUUCUGUGUGAGGCGGUAAAGAGGGGGGAGUGUAGGGAUGCGUGGGUGGAGGGAGUGUUUGAGUAUAAGGUUAGUCCGAGGAAUUUGGUGGUGGUGGGGGUUAAGUAG
Messenger RNA from Sclerotinia sclerotiorum 1980 UF-70, 1941 nucleotides. RefSeq lists its product as hypothetical. The record is from RefSeq and is a predicted model, not a curated record. The transcript has a single exon. Bases 1 to 1941 code for a protein of 646 amino acids. Lineage: Eukaryota; Fungi; Ascomycota; Leotiomycetes; Helotiales; Sclerotiniaceae.